AACUCUGAUGAUGUCGACUACAUUAUCAACAACAAUUCCGAUGAUACUGUCUUCACGGUAAGUGAAAAGCAACAAAAUGGGAGUUGGUUUAAUUUCAGUGGUGAUGAAGUUGGUCUCCUACUUGGCGAUUGGCAAUUACUUAUGGCACGCAACCGAGGUGUCCCUGCUGAAAAUUGUCUACUAUUAUCAACAAUUUUCAGCUCGAGAAUGCUAGCAGGGUUAUGUAGAUAUUACUGUUGUCGGUACGUGGAGACUCUUCCCGGUUUCAACCACCUCACCAGUACUUCUAUCAAGCUGGUUAAUGACGAUCCUGAUUGGGUGCAUUGCCUCGCUUAUGAUGAAUCUAAUGAAUUCGCAUUGACUUUGACGGUACCCGAUAGUGAUGGAGUUUCUGCUGCGGCGGUCUGGUGCGAAAUGGCGAAUUUUUGGAGAGUAAAUAAGAAGAUUACGAUGAAGCAAAGGCUCGAUCAACUCCAGCAGACUAUUGGUUAUUAUGUUCGUGAUAAUGGCUAUUAUUACAAUCCUCAUCACUCUACCGAGCUUGGGAAAAUUUUUGAAGAUCUACGAAGUGGUGGUAAAUAUAUGGACAUUUUGGGGAAUUCUAAAAUUUCCCAUGUGCGUGAUUUUACCCGCGGCAUCGACACUCGUGGGAGUAGCGGUAAAAGUUCCUUCCCGGUCGUUUCUGAAUGUGAUAUUAUUACAUUGUAUUUUGCAAACGGCUUGGCGGUAACUCUCAGAAGUUGCGGGAAAAAAUUGGA
Perkinsus marinus ATCC 50983 is the source of this 758-nucleotide messenger RNA. RefSeq names its product phosphoglucomutase, putative. NCBI's taxonomy places the organism in Eukaryota, Perkinsozoa, Perkinsida, Perkinsidae. Gene Ontology annotation, molecular function: phosphopentomutase activity. The annotation marks the transcript as partial. Gene Ontology annotation, biological process: carbohydrate metabolic process; purine ribonucleoside salvage. The transcript has a single exon. The record is from RefSeq and is a predicted model, not a curated record.